Messenger RNA from Clupea harengus (Atlantic herring), 3476 nucleotides. RefSeq names its product aminopeptidase N. Gene Ontology annotation, biological process: positive regulation of DNA-templated transcription; peptide catabolic process; proteolysis. Gene Ontology annotation, molecular function: DNA-binding transcription factor activity; peptide binding; zinc ion binding. Lineage: Eukaryota; Metazoa; Chordata; Actinopteri; Clupeiformes; Clupeidae. Gene Ontology annotation, cellular component: plasma membrane; cytoplasm. The record is from RefSeq and is a predicted model, not a curated record.
GACUGAUGCCUGGUACUUUAGUGGAGAAGUGACCAGCUGUGAGACUCUUCUCCUGGGAGUUUUGGGUGAGUGGAAACAUGGUGUUCUGUUGUGGCUACAGAAAGGUCUGGGUCUGGCUGACUGUGAUGGCCUUGGUCUGCGUGUCGACCAUCGUGGGACUGUGGGUGUACCAGCUCACCUCUUUCCCGCCUCCCACCGAGCCAUGGGACCGCCACCGGCUCCCCGACACACUGGUGCCGGACCACUACUACGUGACGCUGUGGCCUCGGCUAGAACCCGACGCCACUGGCACGUACGUCUUCACGGGCAAGUCCAGCGUGCGAUUCAGGAGCCUCCGUGACACCAGCCUCAUCAUCCUCCACUGCAAGCAGCUGAAGCUUACCACCAUGGACAAGCACCUGGCCAGACUCACUGCCAUCAGUGGCACGGCCCCCGAAAUCCGCAAGACCUGGCUCCAUGUCCCCAUGCAGUACCUGGUGAUCCAGCUGAAUGGUGUGCUCAAGACCGGCCAGGACUAUAAGUUGUACACUGAGUUUGAGGGAGAGCUCUCGGAUGACCUGGAAGGGCUCUACAGGAGUGAGUACUAUGAAGACGGGCUACAAAAGGUGGUGGCCACCAGUCAGAUGCACCCAACACACGCCAGGAAAACCUUCCCCUGCUUUGAUGAGCCUGCCAUGAAAGCUGUCUUCCACAUCACCGUCCUUCACAAGCGUGGGACAGUGGCCCUGUCCAACGGCAAAGAACUUGCCGUUGUGGAUACUAUUGUUGGUGGCCAGGCUGUCACCCAGACCACCUUCGAGCAGACUAAGAAAAUGUCCACCUACUUAUUGGCUCUGGUGGUCAGCGAUUACAGUAAUGUGACAUCACAAAAUGGCAGCACUCUGAUAAGGAUCUGGGCUCGUAAGAGCGCCAUCUCUGGAGGCCAAGGGGACUACGCUCUGAAUGUGACAGUACCUGUGCUCAAGUUCUUUGAAGAUUACUACAGCAUCCCCUACCCUCUCACCAAGUCAGACCAGAUUGCACUGCCUGAUUUUUACUUUGGGGCAAUGGAGAACUGGGGUCUUGUUACAUAUAGAGAAGCCAACCUACUCUAUGAUCCAGUCGUAUCGUCUAAUAGGAACAAAGAGACAACAGCUACAAUCAUCGCCCAUGAACUGGCACACAUGUGGUUUGGAAACCUGGUGACCCUGAAAUGGUGGAAUGAGGUUUGGUUGAAUGAGGGCUUUGCUUCAUACGUCUCUUACCUGGGGGCCGACAACGCAGAACCUACUUGGAAUGUGAAAGACCUCAUAGUGUUGGACGACGUGCACAGAGUGUUUGCAGUGGACGCACUGGCCUCCUCUCAUCCCCUAUCCUCCAAAGAGGAUGAAAUCCAGAGGCCUGAGCAGAUCAGUGAGCUCUUUGAUGCCAUCUCCUACAGCAAGGGUGCCUCAGUUUUGCGGAUGCUGUCUGACUUCCUCACUGAGCCUGUGUUCAUCCAGGGACUCAAAACAUAUCUGAAUGACUUUGCCUACAGUAACACAGAAAGUUCAGACCUGUGGGAUCAUCUACAGCAGGCCGUCGAAAAGACUGGAACCAGUUUGCCAGCCAGAGUCCAUGACAUCAUGAACCGCUGGGUCCUACAGAUGGGUUUUCCUGUGGUUUUCAUAGAUACUGCCACCGGAACUGUAUCCCAGCAACACUUCCUGCUGGACCCUGACUCUGUGGUGGACAGGCCGUCUGACUUCAACUAUCAGUGGAUCGUGCCCAUAAGAUGGAUGGAGUUCGGAGGAACUAACACAGUCUCUUGGCUCCUGGAGAAACAUGCUGUUCAUAGUGAAAUGAAAACGAGCGGACAACAGUGGUUACUGGCGAACGUUAAUGUUACUGGGUACUACAGAGUUAAUUAUGACACUGCAAAUUGGGAUAAGAUUCUCACCCAGCUCCGUUCGGAUCAUAAGGUAAUUCCUGUAAUCAACAGAGCGCAACUUGUUGAUGAUGCUUUCAAUCUUGCAAGGGCUAAAAUGGUCCCGAUGAGUGUAGCUCUGAACACAACAACAUAUCUCACUCAUGAAAGGGAAUAUAUGCCAUGGGAGUCAACGCUGAACAACCUGGAUUACUUAUACCUUAUGUUCGAUGGAACAGAUGUAUAUGGAUUGAUGCAGCUAUACCUCAAAAAACAAGUGGAGCCCCUGUAUGCUUACUUCAAGGAGAUCACAUUAGACUGGUCAAAAGUACCUGAUGGCCACACCGAACAAUACCUCCAGGUCAAUGCUCUACGAGUGGCCUGUAGUACUGGGGUCGAUGGCUGCCAGAAUCUCACCUCAACCUGGUUCAGUCAGUGGAUGGCUCAGCCUCAGAACAACAUCAUCGACCCCAACCUCAGGGCGACGGUCUACUGCAGUGCCGUGGCCAGCGGAGGUGAAGAGGAGUGGAACUUUGGCUGGCAGAUGUUCAAGAAUGCUCCCAUUGCCAUAGAGGCAAACAAACUCAUGUCCUCCCUGGCUUGCACUAAAAACACCACACUUUUAAACCGGUAUCUGAGCUACACGUUGAACGCUAACAAAAUUCGGAAACAAGAUGCUACUAGCGUUAUUGUUUCUAUUGCCAGUAAUGUGGAGGGGCAGACCUUGGCCUGGGACUUUGUGAGAACAAACUGGGAGUACAUGUUCACAGAAUUUGGAGUCGGAUCUUUUUCAUUUGCCAGUCUCAUAAGUGGCGUGACUGCAAGUUUCACUACCCAAGCAGAGCUGGAUCAGCUGGUUGAGUUUAAGGAGCAGAACGCUGACAUUGGGUUCGGGUCGGGCACCACUGCUCUGGAGCAGGCCCUGGAGAGGACUCGUGCCAACAUCAGAUGGGUAGCUGAAAACCAGGACGAGAUUAGAGACUGGUUCGUCCAACACACAUAACCAACCCAUCACAGAGUGAAAUGAGCAUUCAUAGAGAAGCUGGUGAUGGUACUGGGCAACUAUUGUUUAUAAAAGCAUGUGUUGAAACAUUGAUAUAUCUGAGGUGCCCACCUUGAAGAAAUUAGAUUCUGUUACCAUGAUUUCAAUCGAGUAGUAUACUAGUAGCACUGAACCUAUUACUACCUUUCCAUUGAGAUUUGUCUGCUGUGUCUUAAGUAUGUGUGGGGAGAAGUAGGUCUUAUCCACACCGACAAGGACAUAUCUGAAAAUGCAUGUUUUGGCCACACCAAAAAAAGGUCUAGAUUAGACAGAUUUAACUAACACUUUUUGUGGAAGUGACACCCUUUCAGGCCAAAUGUGGCCUUCCUGAAGUAGGGAAGUGUGAGAGCUAGAAUGUGGCCCCAGACAUGAUCUCCAUGGGGGGUGCCAUCCUGCUCUGUUUGGGUAGGACAAACGCUAGCACUGUCCCUGCAUUGAGGGCCAUGUAACCCCCAGUGUUCAGACAACCAGAUUUGAAAAAAUCAGCUCAAUUCUUUGGAACUAUUUUAAAUGUAAUUAAUUUAAUUAAAUAAAAUAAGUAGUACAGAA